Molecule: messenger RNA, 5051 nt
Organism: Oryctolagus cuniculus (rabbit)
Lineage: Eukaryota; Metazoa; Chordata; Mammalia; Lagomorpha; Leporidae
Source: RefSeq, a predicted model, not a curated record
UUCACUUACUUUAUUUUUCUUUUCAUGCUUUGAUAGCUUAGUAAUUUUUCUUUUAAAGAUCUUAUUCAUUUAUUUGAAAGAAUUUCAUAGAGAGAGAGGGCAACACACCCCCCCCCACACACACACACACACACAUAUCUUCCAUCUGCUUGUUCACUCCACAAAUGGCCACAACAGCUCAUACUGGGUUAGGCUGAAACCAGAACUCAGUAGCCUUAUUUGGUCCCCUACAUGUGUGGCAGGGUCCCAGACACUUAGACCAUCUUCCACUGCUUCUCCCAGACCACCAACAGGGAGCUGGAUUGGAAGUAGAACAGCUGAGACACAUGGGAUGCCAACAUUGUGCGUGGUGGUUUACUUGCUGCAUCAUAAUAUUAGCCGUGAUAGCUUAUAGCUUAAUAAUUUUUAACACUAAGUAAUAUUCCAUUUUCUGGAUGUAUCACAGCUUGUUUAACCUUUAUCUAUGGAAGGACAUUUUGUAGCAGUGAAUAAGACUUCUGUAAACAUUUAUGUACACAUUUUUUUAAAAAUUUGUUUAUUUGAAAGGCAGGGUUCCAGAGAGUGAGAGAUGGAGAAAAAGAGAGAGAGAAAGAGAGAUUGUCCACCCUCUUGUUCACUCCCCACAUGGCCACAACAGCCAGGCCCAAGCCAGGAGCCCAGAACUCUAUGUCUCCUUUGUGGGUGUCAGGGCCCCAAGUACUUGGCCCAUCUUCUGCUGUUUUCCCACAUGCAUUAUCAGGAGACUGGAUUGAAGGUGGAACAUCUGUGACUCCGACUGGUACAUGUAUGGAUGCUGAUGUUGCGGACAGCCACCUAACCUGCUGCACCUUAACACUGGUGCUUAACAGGCAGAUUUUUAUGUGGGCAUCAAUUUCAAUCCCUUUGGGGAAAUACCUCAUAACAGAUUGCUGUGUCAAUAUGGUAUGGAGGAAGAAUCUGAAAUCUGAAAAAGUUUAGGUUUUUUAGAAACUGCUGGACUGUCUUCCAAAGUGGCUAUACCAACAAUGAAUGAGAGUUCUUGUUGCUCCCUGUCCUCACCAGUGUUUGAUAUCAUGUGUUCCGGUUUUUGACUAUCUUUACAAGUAUGCAGUUGUAUUGCUUUGUUAUUUUAAUUGGCCUUUCCUUGGUGAUAUAUGAUAUGGAGCAUCUUCUUACAUGCUUAUUUGCCAUCUGUAUAUCUUCUUUUUUGAGGUAUCUGUUAAUGUGUUUUUCCUAUUUUUCACUCAGAUUGUUCAUUUCUGAUUCCUUCUGUAGAUUCACUUUCUCAAAUGGUCACAAGGAGCUUGGAACUUCAUCCAGAUCUCCCAUCUGGGAGGCAGGUGCCCAAGUACUUGGAUUACCUUAUGCUGCUUUCCUAGGGACGUUAUCAGGGAGCUGGACCCUAAGUAGAGCAGCCAGGACUUGGAACUGGCACUCUAAUAUAGCAUAUUGGUGUUAUAGGCAGUGCCUUAAGCCACUGCAUCAUUUUACAAGCCAGAUUGUUCAUUUCCUUGCUGUUGAAUUUAAGUAUCUUUUGUAUAGGUUGGGUAAUAGUUAUUUAUCAGAAUUUUGUAAUUCAAAUAUUUUUCUCUUAGUCUAUGACUUGGCUUUUCAUUGUUUUGACAUUAUCUUUCACAGGGCAGAAAAUUUAAUUUUAGUGAACUCCAACUUAUUUCUUUCAUGGAUCAUGCCUUUGCUGUCAUAUCUAAGAAAUAAUCACAAAUACCGAAGAUCAUCUAAAUUUUCUCCUGUUAUCUUCAGAGAUUUUUAUAGCUUUAUGUUUUACAUGUUGGGUGGGACUAUAUCAGCAUACAAGAUAGUACCAGACGAAAUAGAAGAAAUCAAGGAAACCCUGAUAGAUUGGUGUGAUGAAAAGGAGCUUAAUUUAAUAUUAACAACUGGAGGAACAGGGUUCGCACCACGAGAUGUCACCCCAGAGAAAUUCCCAACAUUCCCAUUUUGUGGGCUCCAGAAAGGGGCUACAAAAGAAGUGAUAGAACGGGAAGCACCAGGGAUGGCCCUGGCAAUGCUGAUGGGAUCACUUAAUGUUACACCUCUGGGCAUGCUCUCUAGGUGCUUUAUCAGGGAGUUGGAUUGGAACUGGAGCAGCCAGGACUGGAACCAGCACCCGUAUAGGAUACUGAUAUUGCCUGUAUGUGGAAUUAGAGGGAAAACUCUUAUAAUUAACCUACCUGGUAGCAAGAAAGGAUCUCAGGAAUGCUUUCAAUUCAUACUGCCAGCUCUACCUCACGCCAUUGACCUUUUACGUGAUGCCAUUGUAAAAGUAAAGGAGGUGCAUGAUGAACUUGAAGAUUUACCUUCACCACCACCUCCUCUUUCCCCUCCUCCCACAACCAGCCCCCAUAAACAGACAGAAGACAAAGGGGUUCAGUGUGAGGAAGAGGAAGAAGAGAAGAAAGACAGUGGUGUUGCUUCAACAGAAGAUAGUUCCUCAUCACAUAUAACUGCAGCAGCCAUUGCUGCUAAGAAGCAUCCAUUCUACACCAGUCCUGCUGUUUUCAUGGCACACGGUGAGCAGCCUAUACCUGGUCUCAUCAAUUAUUCCCAUGAUGCAACAGGCAGUGCAGAUGAACCGAUUCCAGACUCCAUCAUUUCUCGUGGUGUUCAGGUGCUCCCACGAGACACAGCCUCCCUCAGCACUACUCCUUCAGAAUCACCUCGUGCUCAGGCCACAUCUCGCCUCUCUACAGCUUCCUGCCCAACACCAAAACAAAUUAGACGGCCGGAUGAAAGCAAAGGAGUUGCUAGUAGAGUUGGAUCCCUCAAACUCCAUCGAAAGCUGGAGGAGCUCAGAGAUCACCUAGAAGGCAAUGUGAAAGGAUACUCUCUCAGAGUAAAUGUCCAGUCCAGAUGCAGCAGCAAGGAGAACAUUCUCAGAGCCAGUCACAGUGCUGUUGAUAUCACCAAGGUGGCUAGAAGACACCGAAUGUCUCCUUUUCCUCUGACAUCUAUGGACAAAGCCUUUAUCACGGUCCUGGAGAUGACUCCGGUGCUUGGAACAGAAAUCAUCAAUUACAGAGAUGGAAUGGGGAGAGUCCUUGCUCAAGAUGUGUAUGCAAAAGACAACCUACCCCCCUUCCCAGCAUCGGUAAAAGAUGGCUAUGCUGUCCGAGCUGCUGAUGGCCCAGGAGACCGUUUCAUCAUUGGGGAAUCCCAAGCUGGUGAACAGCCAACUCAAACGGUAAUGCCAGGGCAAGUCAUGCGAGUUACAACAGGUGCUCCAAUCCCCUGCGGUGCUGAUGCAGUAGUACAAGUGGAAGAUACGGAACUUAUCAGGGAAUCAGAUGAUGGCACUGAGGAACUUGAAGUACGAAUUCUGGUGCAAGCUCGGCCAGGCCAAGAUAUCAGACCCAUCGGCCAUGACAUUAAAAGAGGGGAAUGCGUUUUGGCCAAAGGAACCCACAUGGGCCCCUCAGAGAUUGGUCUUCUGGCAACUGUAGGUGUCACAGAGGUUGAAGUUAAUAAGUUUCCAGUGGUUGCAGUCAUGUCUACAGGGAAUGAGUUGCUAAAUCCUGAAGAUGACCUCUUACCAGGAAAGAUUCGAGACAGCAAUCGUUCAACCCUUCUAGCAACAAUUCAGGAACAUGGUUAUCCCACAAUCAACUUGGGAAUUGUGGGAGACAACCCAGAUGACUUACUCAAUGCCUUGAAUGAGGGAAUCAGCCGUGCAGAUGUCAUCAUCACAUCAGGGGGUGUCUCCAUGGGAGAAAAGGACUAUCUCAAGCAGGUGCUGGACAUUGACCUUCACGCUCAGAUCCAUUUUGGCAGAGUUUUCAUGAAACCAGGCCUGCCAACAACAUUCGCUACUUUGGAUAUCGAUGGUGUAAGAAAAAUUAUCUUUGCACUACCUGGGAAUCCUGUAUCAGCCGUGGUCACCUGCAAUCUCUUUGUUGUGCCUGCACUGAGGAAAAUGCAGGGCAUCUUGGAUCCUCGGCCAACCAUCAUCAAAGCCAGGUUAUCAUGUGAUGUAAAACUGGAUCCUCGUCCAGAAUACCAUCGGUGUAUCCUCACUUGGCAUCACCAAGAACCACUGCCUUGGGCACAGAGUACAGGUAAUCAGAUGAGCAGCCGUCUGAUGAGCAUGCGCAGCGCCAAUGGACUGUUGAUGCUACCUCCAAAGACAGAGCAGUAUGUGGAGCUCCACAAGGGCGAGGUGGUGGAUGUCAUGGUCAUUGGGCGGCUAUGAUGGUCACCAGCAGGAGAAGCUCUGAUGCAUGUCCACAUAUCAUUGACUGUAUCCUGUAAUAUGCAACGGCACAGCUAGUUUUUCUGAUUUGGAUGAAAGUUGAUCUGUAUAGUCAACAUCUUGAACUAUAUUUCAAAUGAAUUUAAAUAUCUUUUAAAGAACAAAACACCUAAAAAUAAAUCUUAACAGACAACUCUAUUCUGAUUAUAUCAAAGCAAAUUUUUCCUUUCUUGCAAAUUGCUUUGUGUGUUCAAUGCUAGGUCUGAUAGCGAUAGCUUUUAGUAGACAGCAGUAGGUGCCUGCAGAACUUGUGUUUUUCUCAUCUUUAAAAUACAACUACUUAUGCUCUUAAAUCAAGGCUGUCUGCUUAUUUAUACUAGCGUAGGCAACACUUGGAUUUCCCUUCUUAGUAUGCUUCAUAACCGCUUUCCAGAGCGCUUCUGCUUGUUCUUUACCAUGUAUCUCGUGUUUAUGUGCACAGUGCCAAAAGAAGAGGGACGGGGUGGAGGCCCUGCCCUGCCUCAAGAAUCAUCCCCUGUGGAACAUCUGGGGAGGUUUCUCACCCCAGCAGCCUCACGGCACAGUACUCGUGGGCAGUAACUGGAUACCUUUUAUUUGAACAAACAAACUGGGGGAUGGGGAAAUGCUUCCUUAAGUGCUGACAGCCUUUUUAACCAAUACAUUUAAAAAUUGUACAGAACAAAAAAAAUAAAAUCAAAGACUGAUCUUGUACAGAUAUUAGUGUUACCAGCAUUCAUGUGGAAAUCAAGAGCAAAGACAAUGUUGAAACAACUCUGUACCAUACAUUUUCUGUAAUGAUACUGAAACUUAAUGAAUAAAAAAAAACCUUGAUCAUUAUUUAAAA